Messenger RNA from Pocillopora verrucosa, 2440 nucleotides. Its product is annotated as carbohydrate sulfotransferase 11-like. Gene Ontology annotation, molecular function: sulfotransferase activity. Gene Ontology annotation, biological process: carbohydrate biosynthetic process. The record is from RefSeq and is a predicted model, not a curated record. Lineage: Eukaryota; Metazoa; Cnidaria; Anthozoa; Scleractinia; Pocilloporidae. Gene Ontology annotation, cellular component: membrane.
ACUGGAUCAUGUUUGCUUUACGCUUGGUUACCAUGGCGUAAAAUAUCUUCAUACCACAAAUCUCUUGUAAUGUUCUUGAUCCAGCUCUUUAAAGUUGCCACAAAGGGUCAUUGCUUGCGCAAGACACCGAGUAAGCAUUCUACACGCUUGGAUUUCUACUGAGAAGCUCGAUACAGUGCUCGGAGUCCAUGGUUUUAAAGCCGUCUGUUCUUUGGGCACCGUUAAUUCCCCCAUGGUGAGACUGUUUUUGUUUCGUCUGGGAUCACUGUUAGGCCUGUUUGGUUUACUGGUUUGGGAAGCGUUUCGUAGUCAAAACGAAGAUAACUUCGCAGAAAAUAACAACUUCAGACGUCACGAUGUAUACAGUUUUCGAGAAAAUACUUGGAAGACAACUGACGAGACCCAAGAGUUGCGGAAGAAGCACCUCAUUGACUACUGUCACAAGCGAGACCCAAAAGAACUUCUCCCUCCACAUUCAAGCAACGAAAUCCCCGCGUACUAUUUCAGAAACAUCAUUGUGGAUGAUUAUCACAAACUACUCUAUUGUUACAUUCCGAAAGUGGCUUGCUCCAACUGGAAACGAGUGCUCAUGGUUAUGAAUGGUGACGCCGCUGACCCAUGGAGUAUUAAGACCGCGGACGUGCAUAAUCGCAGCUUAGGAUUUUUUCGAUAUUUGAACCAAUACUCUGCGGAGGAGAUUGUUCACAGACUCAGCACUUACUACAAGUUUCUGUUCGUUCGACACCCAUUUGAGCGACUUGUUUCAGCAUACAGAAACAAGUUCAUAGACUCUUACAAUUUGACGCUGUUUAAAGAGAUGUAUGGCAGGCAUAUCAUACGAAAAUAUCGGCAUAAUCCCGAUAUCAGGUCUCUCAAGACGGGAGAAGGUGUGAGCUUUGCAGAAUUUGUUGAAUUUAUUAAUAAUUCUGAGCCCGAGUUUAUGGAUUGGCACUGGAAACUGUACGACAUGCUGUGCCAUCCGUGUUUAAUUUACUACGAUUUUAUAGGAAAGUUUGAAAAUUUAUAUACUGAAGCUGACCAGCUAUUGAACAUUCUCCAGGCGAAUGAUAAAGUACAAUUUCCACACAAUAAGACUUCUAGAUACAAGUUAUCCACAAAAGGUCUAGCAAAGGAGUAUUUCAAGUCGCUGCCGAAGCAGACUAAAGGCAAAUUGUAUAACAAGUACAGGCAUGAUUUUGAGAUGUUCGGAUAUUCGAUGGAAGAGUACUCCUGAGUAUGAAUAUUUUAACAUUUUUUUUUUUUUUUAUGAAAACGCUGAGUUAAUGACUGCACAUUGUUCUAGUCAAGUGAUGCAGCCGAAAAUCGACGGGAUGCUAUGACUUCAUCAUGCCUUGUCGCAUGAAGAACACUUGUUGGUCACGUAAGUGAUAAUCCAUUCUCCGACGCCAUGUCAAAGACAUGUGAAGACAACAAUGGUUGAUCUGAGAACCUAGUUUAGCGACAGAAGAUUUUAUGGAGUUCAGUCAAUUAAUUAUCAACUACCCAGAAGACAAAUUAUGUCUGCAUUACGAGUUCAACUCCAAUCGCCGUGGCAGUCUUACGGAAAAUGCAGCAAAUACUUCCCCUCCUCUUGGAUGAAAACGGGUUAAGUUUAAAAUUCCGACGAAAAGUCAAGUCAAAAGACUCAAGACUCAAGUCCAAAAUCAAGUCAAAAUUCGCGUCAAAACCCAAGGAAAAGGUUUGUAAACUGUGAUGGUGCAAAAACAAUGACAGUAUGCCGUGUUAACGACUGACAAAGACAAGGUUUUGACAAGCUAAAAAAGGACUGAGAGAAGCCACAGAGACGCUUAACAUACUGACAACAGUAUCACUUUCACAACAACAGGUAGAUUACCUGAUGACAUUCGUGAUGAUAAUGAUAAAGGUAAAAUCAAGAUUUAUCUUAAUUUCAAAGCAAAUAACUAACACGUUACAAGACCUACUGCCAGCUAGGAUGAUGCAGACGAGAAAGAUAAACCUCGAAACCGAUAAAAUUACACCGAACGCGGAGGUAUUCCGUUAGAUGGCAAACGAACUAACUUGACAAAUUAUAGAGAUAAACUUGUCAGAAUAGGAGAAGUUUACAAUCGGAAUGAAAUUAACACCUAAGAUCGUUGCUGUUAUCGCAUUGAUCGCUCAUUACAGUAAGAAUUUUCGGAUUGACUAACGGUCUACUGAUUGGCUGACUAACAGGCUAACAGCGCAACUGAAUGACCGAGUGACUUAAUAACUGACUCUAUGACUGCCUGAUUAAGCAAAUGACUGAGUGACAGACGACUGACUCACUGACGAAUGAUUUAAAUGUCUGUAUUCACUCCAUGAUUUUCAAACUGACUGACAGGCUAACUGAAUGAAAAAACUGAAUUAGGACUAACUCUUCUCUAACUAAGUGACCAAAUGGCCUACUGACUGAGAGACUAAAAGACAACUGCCUGACGGA